AUGCAAUCCGUCUCGGGUGAUAAUAAUGAACCUGAUCAGUACAGUCCUCGAUUCGUCACCGACACGCAACUCCCUCAUGAAGCAUUUGAGUUUUCGUACACGAAUGACAAUGAAGUAUAUCAAAAAUUGCUCUCAGUGAAAUCAACAGCCAUUGGUGCCGAUGGUAUAAGUAUCAGCAUGCUGCUGUACAGCUGUCCUAUAAUUUUAUCAUAUCUCACGCAUAUUUUAAUUAUUGUCUAA
Molecule: messenger RNA, 240 nt
Organism: Acanthoscelides obtectus
Lineage: Eukaryota; Metazoa; Arthropoda; Insecta; Coleoptera; Chrysomelidae
Source: the annotation of a GenBank genome assembly